Molecule: messenger RNA, 795 nt
Organism: Cooperia oncophora
Lineage: Eukaryota; Metazoa; Nematoda; Chromadorea; Rhabditida; Trichostrongylidae
Source: the annotation of a GenBank genome assembly
AUGGCACCGGUUACUGUCCCCAAUCAAACAGUGCGAGCGCAGUCAGGUAAGGUAGACUACUCCGGUGCACUCCCAAGGCAGCUGGACCGUAUCGAAGUCCAAUUUCUGAGGAAUGUAGAUGAAAACGAAAGCGAAAAUGUUACUGUACAUGAUUCUGUCAAUUUGCCACGGCCCACGCCUGUUAGAAAGCAUCGGUCACAAAAGAGAAGAUCGGAUUUGGCAAUAACGCCCUUAAGGAAAGAGGCAGAUGAAACGUUGCUGCGGCGUUCCGCUGCUUUAUCGUUGCGUGAUCUUGCACCACCUUUAUUGAAUAUGGAACCUUCCCAAGACUUCGAUCUUUGUGGCUUGCCCAAGUCUGCGAAGGAGACGUUCAUCGAGAAGAGGAACAUCAAACAGUUGUAUGACUGGCAGAAAGAAUGCCUCUCGGACCAUCGGCUCCUGCGUGGUUCCAAUUGCAUUGUGUCAUUACCUACAGGAGCUGGGAAAACCCUCAUCGCAGAAGUCCUGAUGUUGCGGGAAGCUAUAGUGAACAAAAGGAGCUCAAUACUGGUGCUACCAUAUGUUGCGAUUGUUCAAGAAAAGAUCACUUCUCUGUCUGUUUUUGAGGAAGCGUUUGGAAUUCGCAUAGAAGAAUAUGCAGCUAACAAAGGUAGAAUUCCACCGAUAAAGCGGAGGAAGGAGGUGUCCAUAUAUGUAGCAACCAUUGAGAAGGCCAACAGUCUCAUAAACUCUUUAAUAGAGACUGGAGAACUGGAUCGCGUCGGUUUAGUGGUGGUUGAUGAGGUUGUUAUUUAG